CAAACCUGUGUUUCCGCCGCGCUGCCGCCAUGUCGACGACAGCCAAGCAGUUGGCCGACUUGAGCCGCAAGAUCUUUGAGCGGCUGCCGCAGAACAACAUCAAGUCAGGGAACAAGAUUAUCAGCGCACAGUUGAAGGGUGACAAGGUUGUAUCUUGGUUCAACAAGCCGCUCGUGAUGGGCAUGGGCGGGUACUCGGAAUACUACCAAAAGCUCAACCAGUACCGACUCGACACGAACGCGACCCUCAAGCAGCAAGGCCGUGGACCUCCCAAGAAGGGUGCUGGUAAGCGCUCGCAAAAGAAGAAGUAGACAUUCAAUCGAGAUGUACCCUCUUCAUCACGCAACAAAUGGUUCACAACGCUGCCUCGACGACACCUUCUUUCGUACAGGGCUGGACGAGGAGUCGCGCAAGCGUGUGAUCGCUGCAUUUUCAGCGCUCGAUUCUAACGGUCAUUUCCUCAACGCAUCGCGUUGCGCGCUACAUGGUGUUUGCAACGAAAAUGUAUUCAUGCUCG
Aphanomyces invadans is the source of this 517-nucleotide messenger RNA. RefSeq lists its product as hypothetical. The record is from RefSeq and is a predicted model, not a curated record. Bases 30 to 311 code for a protein of 93 amino acids. Lineage: Eukaryota; Oomycota; Saprolegniomycetes; Saprolegniales; Verrucalvaceae. The transcript has a single exon. Gene Ontology annotation, cellular component: mitochondrion.